This is a messenger RNA of Cheilinus undulatus (humphead wrasse), 5390 nucleotides long. It is a transcript of the gene ido1, whose product is annotated as indoleamine 2,3-dioxygenase 1. The record is from RefSeq and is a predicted model, not a curated record. Gene Ontology annotation, biological process: 'de novo' NAD+ biosynthetic process from L-tryptophan. Lineage: Eukaryota; Metazoa; Chordata; Actinopteri; Labriformes; Labridae. The transcript is spliced from 10 exons. Gene Ontology annotation, molecular function: heme binding; indoleamine 2,3-dioxygenase activity; metal ion binding. Gene Ontology annotation, cellular component: cytoplasm. The coding region runs from base 316 to 1566 and encodes 416 amino acids.
CAGGAACAGGUCAGAUGCUGUUGUAAUGUUAUACAAUAGGCAGAGAAUCAGUUCCUCAUUUAGUGAAAACAUGAACAUGAAAUGCCUUAAUACUUAAUGAUUCACAAAGUGAAGCUUGUGUACUGAUUUACCACUUUCUACUUUGAAUUGUGCAACAGCAGAAGAGGGAUAAAUGUUGUGUAAGCAAUGACUAUUGUUGACAACAGCUUUAAAGAGGACUUUGUGCACCACUGAUCAGAGUCCAGACAGGUCGGGGUCUUCAUUCAGAUAGUCUGAUGACUGCUACUGUCUGUGGGUUUCUCUUUCUUUUCCUCUAUGGCUGCAUCUGAGUCAGGCUCAAAAUCUCUCUUCUCUCUGGAUUCCUAUCAUGUCUCCGAGGAGCUCGGCUUCAUCCUCCCUGAUCCUCUGGAAGAGCUCCCCGAAUACUACCAGCCAUGGAUGGAUAUUGCCCUCAGAAUUCCAGAGCUGGUGCACUCUCACGAGUUACGCUCCCUCAUUAACAAGAUGCCACUGCUGAACAGCCAGUUUCUGCAGAAACACAAAGAGUUACGUCUGGCUCACUUGGUCCUCAGCUCGAUGACUAUGGGCUACAUGUGGCAGGAGGGAGAAAGUAACACAGUCAAGGUGCUCCCAAAGAGCCUGGCCGUCCCAUACUGGGAGGUGUCACAACGCCUCGGACUUCCUCCAAUUCUCACCCAUGCAGAUGCCGUUCUGGCUAACUGGAGGAAGAAAGACCAAGAUGGACCCUUUGACAUGGAGAACCUGGAGCUGCUGGUCAGCCUCCCUGGUGGGGAAAGCAUGCAAGGUUUCUUUUUGGUUACUCUGCUGGUGGAGCUGGCUGCAGUACCUGCACUGAGGUGCAUCCCUAAAGUUAUAAAUGGUAUGAGGUGCAGUAACAGUGAGGCUGUGGCCACAGCCCUGGAGGAAAUCAGCCAGUCCAUGCAGGAUAUGGCAGAUGCACUCAAACUAAUGCACGUUUACGUGGAGCCUUCUGUGUUUUACGGCAUUAUGAGGAUCUUCCUCUCAGGGUGGAAAGACAACCCUUGUAUGCCAAAGGGGCUGGUUUAUGAAGGUGUAAGCACAGAACCGAUGGAGUACUCAGGUGGGAGUGCUGCACAGAGCAGCCUGCUGCACUGCUUUGAUGAACUCCUUGGAGUCAAACAUGAAAAAGAGAGUGGUAGCUUUCUUACCCGCAUGAGGAACUACAUGCCACCUGCUCACAAGCAGCUGAUCCAUGACAUCUCACUGCAGCCCUCCUUGAAGAGUUUCGUCUUGCAGCAGGGUAGCAAGCAGCUCAACCAGGCCUUUCAGGAUUGUGUCACAAAACUGCUGGCUUUACGCAGCUACCACAUCAAUGUGGUCAGUCGCUUCAUCACCGUACCCGCUGCCCGUGCACGACAACUUCGCAACCAGAGUCAGGACACCAAUGGAGAGAUGAUCAGCAAAGCACCCACAGCUCUAGAAGAGAGGGGCACAGGGGGGUCAGGCAUCAUGACCUUCUUAAAGACCGUCAGAGAUCAAACAAGAGACGCCUACCUGCCUGAGAAAACGACUGAUGUGGACUGAGGACAAGAAGCAAAGUGUCAACAACAGCACACAAACUGACAGUAAAUCACCUCUUACCCAAAAAUACUAAUUUAAAUGUCAUUAAAAGGAUCAUUUUGGCAGAAUGUGAGCAGCAGCCAUCACUUGUCUUACAUUUAGCUUUGUUGUGUCUGUAAACAAACCUCAGCCUAAUAGACAUAAGUGAUACCCAUCAGCCAGUCCAAACCACAACUCAAACCGUUCCUGUAACUCUCCAUUAAACUCAACCACAAACUUCUUUCUCUAAUCCAACUGGAACCCCAAAUAUGCAUCAGACAUCUACUCCAGACCAACAAAUCAUGAGGACAUUUGGACAUCAAGGGACCGAAAUAUUUCCUUGACCAACAUGACUUUUUAAGGAAAUGAUUUUGAAAUUAAUUUAAAUGUGGCUUAGAAAUUUAAACAGCUGGUUGGUGUCUUUUUAACUUGAAAAUGCAGGAGCUGUUAUUGUCCCACUUUCAUCACCCAUUUAAGUUACUGCUGUAAAGUAAAAAUAAAAAAAAUAGCUGUUAAAAUAUGUCCAUUUAAGUACUUUUAAUGCUGUUAAGAGAAGCCCUGAUGGAGCACAAGGGGAUGCAUGUGAGUUCAUACCGAAAGAAGGUUACACUGGGUAUGCCUUCCAAAAACAAAAAACACGGGUGAUACCAAAGGCAGGCUGUCCACAUUAAUAACAGUUAUUUGAAAAGGUGUGAAAUCCACACCUGCUGAAUCCUCCUGACACACUAUGGCAUCAACAAGCUGGAACCUGACCUUUCCCUCUCACAAAAUAAUCCUCCUCUGUUGCGUCUUUUCUCUGCAGUGUGUGUGCUUGUCAUGUCGAAGCACAAUGCACAAAGCCGAGCAGAGAUACAUCACUUAUCAGAGCGGUUACCUCAGCACUCCUGCUGUCCUCCUCCAGCCCUCACAUGCCCCGUGAUACACACUUCCUGGACUGAGUGUGGAAAGCCCGGAGUAAUGAAGGGAGGGAUUGUGCCAUGAAUGGCUCAUGCUGUGUAAUCUUCACCUUCCCUGGCUCAUCUCCACCGGUGUUUCAUUACAAUAGCAGGCUGGCAGGAUCAGAUAAGGCAGACAGUGUGGCAAUUAGACAUGACAAAUACUGUGGGCCUGAGCGAUACACCUCAUUAUUGUCCUCUUUUCAUUCCCAACCAGUGCAACAUGAGGACAAUGGAGGAAAAAGGAAGGAGAGAAAAUUACAAAUGCAGCCUGUUGAGAUUUAACAAGAUUCUUUGAGGCUUUUUGGGCAUUUUAGUCUGGUUGAAGAGCAUAUGUUUUGAAGUUUGAAGUUUUUAUUUCAAUAUUGUGUCAUACAUACAGUCAUGUGUCCAGUCCACGUGGGCUUACAUGACACCAGUAAUUUAAACAAACCAGGGUGAGAGAGUAUAGUAGUUUUUUUCCAUUGUCAUAGAUCAGAAAAGGAGGAUGGAGACAAACUAAAGAUUGAUAAAUUAGUUCAAUAAAGUGUCUUGUUUUCUUUUCCAGACUUUUGAAACAAAAUUAGCAAGUUUAAACAUAUCAAAUUUAGACAUGUAUUCCCAUUUUUACUCAUUAGGUGACUGCAGAAUUUUAGGGUUUUAACAAGCCAUUUUAUGACGCAGUCCUUCUCUUAGGUCAUGUUAUUUGUAACAGUGCAAAAUAAAAUGGGACUCUUUACAUGGUUUUGAGUUUUAUAUGUUGUUGUGGUGCAACUGAUGGCUCUAUUGAAAAUAUCCAAACAACAAAAAUUGAAAUAUUCAAAGAGUGAUGGGGAAAUGUGAAAUGGGUUUCUUUUACAAUAUGAGAGUGCUUUGUGUGCUUUUCUGAACAGCAAAAAUUGAAUAUAAACAAUGUUUUUGUUUAAUGUUGAGUCAAAAAUGUUUUGUUAUAUAGAAUGUAUCUUAUGCCACAUUUUCCUGACAAGUCCAGAUGGCCAUCUUAUAUCCAGGCAUAAACUAAGAACAUUAUCCCUGAAUUGCUUGUGAUAAAUAAACAACAUCUGCCAGUGAGGCAAACAAAAUUUACUUUUCUUUAAAUGAGAUAACACUCUGAAAGAUUUUUGUGGUUAUUCCAAGCAAUUCAAGCAUUAUCUUUUGUAUUCUUAAACUUGAAAUAUUAGAUUGCUAUCUGGACUUCCCAGGAGAAUUUGUCUUAAAAUUAUUGCACUUAACAAUUCUUGACUAGUGAAAACUUCUGCUUCCAACAGAUGUCUCUUUUCUAAUUUGUUAAAACAAAAAUAUGUAACUUUUAUACCUUAAAAUAGUACUUUCUUAGACAAACUCAAAGUACAUUAACUUUCAAUUCAUAGAAUAGUAUCCAACUCAUUUUUUUAGCAUAUGUAAUGGGGUGCAGAAAAUCAUUUAACUCUAGUUAUGUUUAUCAAUACAAAAAAAAAAAAAAAAAAAAAAUCCAGCAUUCACCAAUAGGUCACAUAUAUCCUUGCCAAUCUACAAGUAAGCUUUGUAAGUCUUGAAGCAUACAGACCAAUCUCAACUACCAUGGAAUAAGUACUCUCUCCAAUGCAACUAUUCAGCUAUGGACUACAAAGUUAGUUUACACUGUCAGAUAACAACCUGACUGCACUUUGAACGUGCAUCAAGACUAUACAUUAACAAUACACCUUCAAGAAUGAUCUGCAUUCACAACUUCCUGCCUCUAAUCAAAUGACGGCCCAAACAUAAUUUCUGUGGUACAAAUGCUUACUGUGCUUUAUUUGCUGCUGACAAUAAGAAUGAGUAAGGCAAAUUAGCCAACAACUAAGAGGUUACUGGCUUCUCUAACACUGGUUUUUCCCCCUCAUAUUGUCAAACACAUGCUUCUAAAGAAAAUGCUGACAUAUUACUGAGCAAAUAAACCUUGUUGAGUACUGGUUGGAUUGCAAUGACAACUCGGUUCAAGAUGACAAGUUUUGAGCCUGGUGGAGUCAGCUCUUCUAUGUGAACAAUAGGGUCCAGCUUGCACUUGAGAGCGUUUCCUUCAUGUUCAUUUUUGAUGUUGUGUAAUCAGCAAAAUAAAAGCCAAGAUUCGGGUCACUUUGGCCUUCAUUCUGAAUGCAACCUAAAGGCUCGUUUACACUCUAUGUUAGAAACCCAUACGGAUACAAACUGACUGUUCUGUCAGUACUCAGCAUUCAUUUCAUCCGUUUUUCAUCUGUUCUCUUGAACUUACAGAUAUGGAACAAUUGUAACAAUACCACCACUAAUCGUGGGGGCAGUGUUGAGCAAUACAGUCAACAGUUCAACUCAGACUUGCAAAAUACAAUGAACAAGCAUCAUUAGAAAAAAAGCAGAAUUUAAUCAAGUUUUCGGAGGAAAUAUUGUAAAAUAUUGAGCGAGUUGUUAGAAAAUAACAACAUAUCAAUGAUCAGCUCACCUGGGCACAAAGACAACUACAAAAGCAUAGCUGAGAACAAGAUGGACUGUUCUUCCUUCACUCCAUGGGACAGACAGAGGAGCAUCUAAGUAGCUCCAGGAUAGGCGGCAACCUCUAGUAGAUUCGUUUUUUUAAUGUCCACUCCAACAUACAACAUGAGGGCAAUGGUUGUAAUGUUUCAAAUACACUAAUCUAUUUUCGUACAUGCAUAGAGUAUAAAGGAGCCUUUAAAGGGGUACGUACAACAGAACUACUGUAUGUGUGUUUUAGGACAGUGCAUAUGUGCUCAGAGUCCUUUGGAGGGUGCUAAAGUGCACCAAAAUGAAUUACUUCAUAUUGUUGCUUUAAUGAAGCAGUAUUAAGCCCAUAAAGGCCUGUUUGACUUCUAGGUUUUAACACUGCAGCAUGUGUAAAAGUUUCAAGGGUCUUAAGGGUGUGUAUCAGUUUUGCAAGACAGUGAU